Molecule: messenger RNA, 1563 nt
Organism: Macroventuria anomochaeta
Lineage: Eukaryota; Fungi; Ascomycota; Dothideomycetes; Pleosporales; Didymellaceae
Product: MFS general substrate transporter
Exons: 4
Coding region: 1-1563 (520 amino acids)
Biological process (GO): transmembrane transport
Cellular component (GO): membrane
Molecular function (GO): transmembrane transporter activity
Source: RefSeq, a predicted model, not a curated record
AUGACCGCUAUUGAGAAGAACGAGAUCUCGUACGUCGACGAAAAGUCGGAGUCCGUUUAUGACACGAAGGCACACCAGAUCGUCCAGAUCGACAACUUCCAAGUUCUUGGUCUUCACCCAGACGAUGCAGAAUUCUACACAAACUAUUCCGAGAAGAAGAGGAGGAAGGUCAUCCGCAAGGUUGACGUUCGCUUGGUCCCUAUGUUGGCUGUUCUCUACCUUAUCUCCCACAUCGACAGAGCCAACAUUGGCAAUGCAAAGAUUGAAGGCAUGGUCACUGAUCUGAAGCUCAGUAAUAUAGAGUGGAACGUUGUGCUCUCUGUUUUCUUUGUGCCAUACAUCCUACUGGAGGUCCCAUCCAACAUGCUCUUGAAGAAGUUCAAGCGCCCAUCAGUCUACCUUGGUAUUCUCAUCGUCGCAUGGGGCAUCAUCAUGACCUGCAUGGGUGUGGUCAAGGACUUUGCUAGUCUUCUGGCCACUCGUAUCCUGCUUGGUGUGUUUGAAGCUGGAUUCUUCCCCGGUGCCGUCUACCUCUGCUCCUACUGGUACAUGCCCAAGGAUCUGGCGACACGUAUCUCAUACUUCUACUGCGCUUCGGCUCUUUCUGGCGCAUUCAGUGGUCUCCUUGCGGCUGCCAUCGCCAAGAUGGAUGGCGUUGGAGGCUAUGAGGGAUGGAGAUGGAUCUUCCUCCUCGAGGGUAUCGCCACUGUCAUCCUUGGUGUUUCUUGCUUCUUCCUGCUCAUCGACUCCCCUGCUUUGAGCGGAAGGUGGCUGGAGCCCGAUGAGAUCCGAUUCCUUGAGCUGCAAAAGUUCAUCAAGGAUGGCGGCAAGUUUUCCGAGGAGAACCAGGAGAAGUUCCGUUGGAACGACCUGAAGAUGGUCUUGAGCAACUGGAGGUUGUACAUGCAGGCGUACAUCUUGCUUUGCAUCUCAGCCUGCUCAUACGGAACCAAGUUCACCCUGCCCACGAUCACCAAGGGCAUGGGCUUCAACAACACCAACGCUCAGCUCAUGACUGUCCCACCAUACGUCUGUGGUGCUAUCAGCUCAAUCGUCUUCGCGCGUCUAUCUGAUAGGUUCUACUGGCGUCUUCCCUUCGUUGCCAUUCCACUGUCGUUGAUCGCCAUUGGUUACUCGAUCAUCAUUGGUUUCCAGGGUAACCUGCGCGCCAACCUCGGCCCCUCCUUCUUCGCCAUCAUCCUUACCUGUAUUGGUAUUUACCCCGUCCAGCCCGCUGGAAGUUCUUGGGCGGCCAAUAACUUGGCACCCAGCUCUCGUCGUGCUAUUGGUGUUGCCUUCAACAUCUGUAUCGGCAACAUCGGUGGAAUCGUUGGCAGCUACAUGUACCUUGAGUCGGAGAAGCCCAAGUACAACACUGGUUUCGGUCUGUCGCUCGCUUUCGGUGCCUCUGGAUUCAUUGUUGCCUUUUUGUUGGAAGCGUCCUACAAGUGGGGCAACUCCAAGAAGGCUAGGCUUGACGAGGAUGAGAUCAGAGCGAAGUACACUGACAGGGAACUUCUCGAGAUGGGUGACAAGUCGCCCCUCUUCAAGUAUAUUUUGUAG